This is a messenger RNA of Thalassophryne amazonica, 2715 nucleotides long. RefSeq names its product zinc finger and BTB domain containing 8A (gene zbtb8a). The coding region runs from base 329 to 1756 and encodes 475 amino acids. Gene Ontology annotation, biological process: regulation of transcription by RNA polymerase II. NCBI's taxonomy places the organism in Eukaryota, Metazoa, Chordata, Actinopteri, Batrachoidiformes, Batrachoididae. The record is from RefSeq and is a predicted model, not a curated record. Gene Ontology annotation, molecular function: protein binding; RNA polymerase II cis-regulatory region sequence-specific DNA binding; DNA-binding transcription factor activity, RNA polymerase II-specific. The transcript has 4 exons.
ACCCCGAUGUGACGUUGGCCCUGGUCUCCCCUAUUAACGGCAGGGUCGUUGGGUUCUAUCAUGUACCUAUUUUUCUGGCGACCGAGUGAGUCCGUCCUCGGAGUCCCGGCGGUGUGUUUGAAGCUUUAGUUCCAGGAUUUUGCUGACGCGGGGCACUGGAGCUUUAAAAGGUCCCGUGGAGCCUCGGGCACCCGGUUAAUAAACACCCACGUCAGCACAGCUCCAGCGCUCUCGCCGGGUUUCGGUCUUUUAGGGCUGAGCAGGAAGUGGCGCGGCCGCGGACCCUGGACGACCAAAAACCAGGAACGAGAAGCUGCGGAAAUUAAACAUGGAUAUGGUGACAGAACUGGGCUCGAGUGGACUGUACCGGGCGGCGGGUGAACCGUGUCACCAGCAACCUCAGAGGUGGGUCAACACUGCUGACAUCACGGUGGCUCACCAAAGCAACCUGCUGAAGCAGCUGGACCAGCAGCGUCGUCAGGAGCUGUUUUGUGACUGCAGCGUGCUGGUGGAGGGCCAGCUCUUCAGGGCUCACCGCAACGUCCUGUUCGCCAGCAGCGGCUACUUCAGGAUGCUGCUAUCUCAGGGAACCGACAGCAUGUCCGACUCGGUCAACGCCACCUUCGACGUCUUCAGCCCUGAUACCUUCACCAUCAUCCUGGAUUUUAUCUACUCUGGCCAGCUGGACCUGUCCAGUCACAAUGUGAUUGAGGUGAUGUCAGCAGCCAGUUACUUGCAGAUGAACAAUGUCAUCAACUACUGCAAGAACUUCAUCAAAUCCUCCUUAGACAUCAGUGUGAAAGAUGACGAUAGCGACCGCUGCAUCGGCUUGUCUGAUGCCUGCAGCUUCACCAGCGGGCCUGGAGAAGAAACGUCCGAGCAGCAGCAGCAGGGGUCCUGCCCGGUGAGCCCUCCCCCGGCGCUCUGGACCCGGGACACGACCAGAUCCCAGCCUGGAUACCUGGGGAAGGACUUAGACCACGAAGCUUCCGUCUCGUCUUUGAAGACUAACCCAAACAGCCCCGCUGUGGAUUCAAACGCAGAGGCGGAAGAUCUGCAUGACCCUCAUGACCCUCUGUACACCUUACCCGGGUCAGAGCGCCGGCGUGCUAAAGGGGCAGCCAGAAGGAGAACAGCCAAUAACAAUCGCUCAAACCAGCAAAGCGACUUUGACAUACAGGAGGCCCGACUGCAGAAGGCUGAAAAGGCAGAGGAGCUGUACGCCACCCUGCCCCAGAUCGUGGGUGUUAUUGGGCACUUUAAUAAAGACACCAACCAAGUUAUGCGGUUCAAGUGUCCCUUUUGUACGCACACGGUCAAGAGGAAAGCCGACCUGAAGCGACACUUACGCUGUCACACUGGGGAGAGACCGUACCCCUGCCAGGCCUGCAACAAACGCUUCACCCGCCUGGAGCACCUCCGCAGCCACUUUGAGACCAUACAUCAAGCCAGGAAACUGGUGUGCAGGAAGUGCAAGUGUCAGCUGACGGAAGAGAGCAGUCAUGUGGUGUGUGAAGGCACGCGGCGCUACCGCAUGUGCAACGCGUGCAUCCAGGACGUGGGUUGUGAAACCAUCCCCAUUGACAGUCUGGAAGGAGCCAGUGAGGAGCCAGCUCUGCUGCUGGGGGUGGACGGGGAGGAGGAGAGUGACAGCAAGAGGACCUGGAUGGUUACUGAUGACGAUGAGCUGGCUGAAGACUCAGGUGCGGACCUCAUCAUCCAGCAGGUGGACGACAGUGACGAGGAGCUGCAGUGAGCAGGGACCAAAGCGUGCACAUGGACUCAGCCACGUGCACAGAAUGACUGUUAAAGCCAUGCAAAUGAAUGAUCAAGUCAUGUAAAUACUCAGUGUAAGAAUUAGCCAUUAGAGAAAUGCAGCUGUUAUUUUCACAAAGAAGAUUUACAUUUAUGGUAAAAAUGUCAUAAUUUUGUUAAUAUUCAUGAAGAGAUGCAGUAUCCAAAGCAUGCAUUGUCACACUUCAGUGUGAUUGUAGUUGCAUAAUAACCAUCCAUCCAGUUUCCGAUCCCACUCAUACCAGUUGAAGGUCACGGGGGGGCUUGAGCCCAUCCCAGUGAACAGGUUACACCCCGGACAGGCCGCCAGUCUACUGCAGGACCGACACGUAGACAACCUCAGUCCCACCUGUGGUCAGUUUAGAGUCACCAGAUCACCUAACCUGUAUGUCUGUGGACAUGGAACGAACCCACACAAACAUAGGGAGAACAUGCAAACUCCACACGGAAAGGACCAGGUAGGACGUGAACCCAAAAAUCAGCAGUGUUAACUGCCAACCCACCAAGUCGCCUGUAAUAACUCUUGCGAUAGCGUUAAAAUCUGAGUUGUAUCUUAAUUUUAAUGUAUGUGACAACAAAACCACAAAGAUGUGGAAAAGCCCUUUUGACAGAUGUAUUUAGACAGUCACAGCAUCGUGUGAGGUGGAAGAAAAUAAAAAUGACUUACUUUACUUUUGCAUUACUUGGCAUUACUUGGGGCCUUGACUGAAAAUGUUUGGAAACCACUUUUAUUUUAUUUCAAAUGCAUGAAAAACAUGUUUGCUAUUUUUCAGGAAAUCCCAAAAUGUUCAGCUAAAUAAAUGCUCAGAAUAGAAUGGUAAGUUCUACUAUUUCCACAUUGAUUGUUGGGAUUUGUUCUCUCUGCUGUGUCUGUUUUCUGAUCUUGUCUGAUUAUAUGCACUAAAUAAAGCCAAUUAUAAU